CCGGCUGCGCUGCGCGGGUUGCCCCUCUCCUGCCCCUUCGCCCCCUCCAAGGCCCAAGGCGCCGCGGCGCGUGCGCAGCGUGACGUGCGUCUACUCGAGGGCUAGUGGCGAAGCCGCGCGGAGCCCAGACCCCAGCGCCCGGCCCUAGCCGCCGUGCGCGCCCGCUGUCGCCACAGCUUCCGCCCUCGCUGCCCGCCGCCCGUGGCCAUGGCGCCCCCGCGCGCCUGCCUGCCGCUGCUGCUGCUGCUCUUGACGCUGCUCCUCCGCUGCUCCGGUGACCUGGAGCCGACGUUCUCCCGCUGCUGCGGCCUGGGCACCCGCUGGGCCCUGGACAGCCCCGGCCAGCCCUGCGCCGUCUUCCCAGCCCCCGUGGCCGGCGUGCCGCCCGAGCAACAGAGCGUCUGCCUCUCCACGGUGUCCAUUUGCUGCUUGAACACCCAGAGGGAUAAGCAGUGCGAUGAAGGAAAAACAGCUGCACAAACUGGCAGCGAGUGUGUCUCAGUUGGCAAACCUGGUGGCGAGUACCACAAGGAUUGCUGUGAAGCAUGCAAACUGGGACUUUUUUCUGGUUCCAUGAAUAUGGGUUGUUCAUUCAAUAAUUUCUCAUUUGGAUAUCCAUGGGAUGAAGCGUAUCGUGUUUGUUGUUUGGAAGCAGUCACAACAACAACAGCAAUGACUUUUCCAAGCAGCAGUAGUAGUAGUACUACUAGGGGAAAAGAAGAUAAGAAUACAAUACCAACUCCCAGUUUAGAUAGCCUUUGUGAUCUUCUACCUGGCCAAUUAUGUGCUCAUAUUUGUAUACCAGAACCUGGAUCGUAUCGAUGUGCUUGCAGAGAGGGCUUCUCAUUAAUGGCUGAUAAAAAAACAUGUCAACAAAAUGAAAUAGCUGAUAGGUGUAAAACAAACAAUCCAUGUGAACAAAAGUGUUUGGACACUGGAUUCUCUAUAGAAUGUUCAUGUGCUCCAGGUUAUACUUUGGCACUAGAUGAAACUAGUUGUGAUGAUAUUGAUGAGUGUGCACUGAAAAUGGAUUUAUGUACAGAAAACAAUUUGAUUUGUAAAAAUGAAAAUGGAAGUUAUUCAUGUGUCAGUUCUGAAGGUGAUGUAAUUAAGCCCCCACAACUACAUAAUCCAACAGAUAAAUUUCCCAUAUCCUCUUCAGAAGGAAGAGAAUCAACAAAAUGUCCAACAGGAUUUCAUUAUAAUUUGGAAUCUUCAGUUUGUGAUGAUAUUGAUGAGUGCACUGUAAAUCCAAACAUAUGUGGCUCAAAUGUAGUCUGUCAAAACACCAUAGGUUCGUAUUCUUGCUCACCAGCUGAAGGAUGUCCUCCAGGAUAUGAAUUCAGUUCUGUAGAGAAAACCUGUGUUGAUAUAAAUGAAUGUGAAGCAGGAUUCCACAACUGUGAUUCCCAAACAGAAUUCUGUUUAAAUACAGAAGGUAGUUUUACUUGUCAAACACGAACUCAGAAACCUUCUUGUCCUGCUGGAUAUAAACUUGGUGCACAGCCUGGCACUUGUGAAGAUGUGGAUGAAUGUGCUGAGAAUAUCCAUAGCUGUAUUCCUGAAAAAGAAAUGUGUCGAAAUACUGUGGGAGCUUAUGAAUGUGACAUGCUGUGUUUAUCGGGCUUCCAGUAUAGUCGUGCCCUCAGGACCUGUGUUGAUGUUGACGAAUGUUCAGAAGGGCUACAUGCAUGUGACACAUCAGAGAAAUGUGUGAAUGAAAUAGGACAUUAUAGAUGUGAUCCCACGAAACCUCCUAAUGUAAACAUGUUGAAGCCUAAUGUUCUAGAUAACCAACAAGGCUGCCCAUCUGGUUUCAGUUACAGCAGUGACAGAAAAACAUGCUUAGAUGUGAACGAGUGUAUGGAAGGUACUCAUGAGUGUAGUCCAGGAGAGCUCUGUUUAAAUGAAGAGGGUGGCUUUUCAUGUACUCCUGUAUGCUCUGUGGGCUAUAAAGUUGAUCCUAUAACAUCACAAUGUAUUGAUGUUGACGAGUGUCAUGAAAAAUUAGAUACUUGUCAUAAACCUUAUGAAAGCUGUCAGAAUACAAAUGGUAGUUUUAUAUGUGUUCCUGCAGCCAACUGUCCAUCAGGCUAUAGAAGAACUCAAGAGGGCCGCUGUGAAGAUAUUGAUGAGUGUUCAGAGAGUAUUCAACCACCUUGUGAAGUGAAUCAGAUUUGUGUUAAUCUGCCUGGUGGUUAUGAAUGCAAAUGCAAACCUGGUUUCCAGUUUGACACUCAUGUACGAGCUUGUGUAGAUAUUAAUGAAUGUCAAACAAAUCAGCAUGAGUGCACAGCUAGUCAGAGAUGUGACAAUACACUUGGUUCAUAUCAGUGUAUUCGUUUUACCAGUUGUGGCACGGGGUACACACUGAAUGCUCAAACAGGUCAAUGUGAAGAUGAUGAUGAGUGUCUUCUUGGCACAGAUAACUGCAAAAACCUGGGUCCAACAUUCCAGUGUCGCAAUAUUGCAGGUUCUUUUCGGUGUGAUAGGAAACGUUGUGGUGAAAAGCAAGUACUGCAAAACAAUGGAGAGUGUAAGGAUGUUACUUGUCCACCAGGUUUGAUUCCAGGUCCUUAUGGAACCUGUGUAGAUAUAAACGAGUGUGAAAAAGAAAAUCCAUGCAGACGUAAUCAGAGAUGCAUCAACACCAGAGGAUCAUUCCGCUGCAUCAAUUUAAUCAACUGUGGUGGAGGUUUUCAGUUGAAUGAAGCUGGUACUCAGUGUAUAGACAUUGAUGAAUGUGCCCUUGGCACUCAUGAGUGCACUUCACAGCAAACAUGUCAUAAUCGCCAAGGAGGUUACACAUGUCAAUGCCCACCUGGUCACACAGUUAAUGAAAAUAGAGAAUGUGAAGAUGUUGAUGAAUGUGCUGAUUUCCCAGGCCAGUUAUUAAGUCUUCUGUAUAAAAAUAAAUGUCACAAGUCAAAAUGUCGUUUCCAGUUUUGUCCUAGCAAUUCAAUUUGUGAAAAUACAGUUGGAUCAUAUCACUGUAGAUGCAAUGAUGGUUUCAAAUCAGUUCCAGGAGAAAAGGCAUGUGCAGAUAUUGAUGAAUGUACGGAAAGACCUGGAGUGUGCCAUCAAAAAUGCAUCAAUGUGUGGGGUAGUUACCGUUGCAUCUGUGAUCAAGGUUAUGCUUUGCAAGGAGAUGGAAGGACAUGCCGAGAUAUUGAUGAAUGUGAUGAGUUCAAAGAUCGAAAUCUCUGCAUUGGCUUAUGUGUGAAUGAACCUGGCAAGUACAAAUGUGAGUGUCCAGAAGGAUAUCGUCUAGGAUCUGAUGGUAGAACAUGCCAAGAUAUAAAUGAAUGUGCUACUGGCACACCCUGCCGUGGUGACAAUGAAGUUUGUGUCAACACAUUAGGUGGUCAUCGUUGUCCAGCUAUCCAUUGUCCUGCUGGAUUCAGCAAGGAUCCAUCACAUAGAAAGUAUGAAAUUUAAAUUACUUUAUUUAUGAUUAUAUUGUAAAUUGCUAAAUGAUGCAACAAUUUGAGAUUGUGCUUUGAAGGAUUAUGUCAUCAAAACUUAAUUAUUAAUUGAAUGUUAUAAUUAGGAGCUUUUAUUCUUAUUUGUUCUGUGGAACGCAGGAAGUUAUUACACAUUAAAAAAUAUUUUAACAUUUGCAACAUUUAGCAGUUGACAAAUUCUUGUCAUAUUACACUAAAUUUUAACUUUUUCAUUGUGCUCUGGUUCUUUCUUGUGUGUCUGGUUCCUUUUGUCCUAAAAUAAAGGAAAUUCAAUGGUACAAUGGUCUUAAUUUCCUUUUACAGCCAGGACAUUGCUUUAUAUAUUUUUAUACCUUUUCCUCAAGUUUUUGUAUCUAAAGUUAGCUCUGGACAGCCAGCGAGCAAUCUCUACACACUACAUGCCUUCAUGAAAUCCCCUUACACCAGAAAAUGCUUAAUAGGAUUGUAAAUUUUGAUAACCUUUUUUUUGUAAAGAAUUUUUUUAUUAUUUUGUGUACUUUUUCUGUGAAACAAAGACUUUUACAAGACUUAAAAUACAAAUGAAUAUGCAAAAUAAAUAUCGAAAUAAAUAUGCGAAAUAAAGUCGAUAGCUACUAAUGUAUUCUCAAGGACAAUGUAUCAUACAUAAGGACGCUAGGACUAUAUACAGCAUAAUAUUGUUAAAAAGCUGAUAUAUUUAUGUACUCUAUGCACAUGACAUAUACAAUGGUAUUUUGAUGCUCCAUAUUCAUGCCCUGUUUCAAACUUCUAUCCAAAAUCAUGACCUAAACCUCGGAGAUUCAUGCUAUUGGAGCACUUUCAUUUUGGCAUGCUGAACCACACAUUGAGUUAGUGUUCAAACUCAACAGUGUGACUGUGUGUGCAAUGUUUUCAUUGGAAGCCUUCUUUGAUGACUUUGAGAGCAUUUUGUCAACCCUACUCGUGAAUGGGCAAUAUCAGCGAAGUUUCCAGUGUGCUACACUACUUGUUUACAAUUCAAAUUAAGCUUUGUAGUGUACUUGUGUUUAUUUGUGACAAUAUCCCCUGAAACUUUGUCAGGUGAGACAUUUUUUAAUCUUUCUAUUCAUUCAAAACUGGUGUAAAUAUGACUUCAUAUGCACAAUAAAAUACAUAUUUCAAUGCUACAAUUCCUAUAUCUGUGCAUAAAGUUCUGUAAAAUUUGCUCUGAGGUUCAGAAACAAUCUAUAACUUUUCAUUAAAAUCUGACCCUACUUAUAAAAUUAGAUUUUGUUGAAAGCUAAAUUAAAAGUAAGCAUUUUUGAGGGGCCACAGCUUAAAAUGAUGUUGAUAAUGGUGAUGGUGAUGGUGAUGAUGAUAAAGAUCACGGUGAAGAUGAAGUUCCAAGAGUUCAUAGAAAAGCUGAAUGAGGAAGAAAGACAACUUUUAGAAUUUUCAGUGCCAUGACAGGUUUUCUCCCCAGCCACAAGGUACAAAACUAUUAGGAGCUGGUUAAGAAGGUGGACAAUUUUGGUGAAAAAGGUCUCUCAUAAACAAAUGCUGGAUUGCCAUCUUGAAAGCUUCAAGGAAAAUAUGUAUGACUUUUUAGAGGGAUGAGGGGAAAGGUCGACAAGGAAAGGAGAGCUCUCAUAAACAUAAACUAAAAAAUCAUUGACAACAAUUGAAGAGUAGAACAGGAGAUUGCUUUUGGGGACAUCUUUGCAAGAGUCCACUAGUCCUAUAUACACAAAAGUUGAUGCCAUGUAAAUCUGUUUAAUUAUCUAACCCAUAACUUGAAACAUUUGUUUAAUGUUCUUCUAAAAUAUUAACAAACAUUGUGAUGCAAUAUGAUAAUGAAAGAAUAGUCUGGUUUAUAAUUUCCAACUGCCAAUAUCUCUUAUACAUUAGUUCUUAUGGAAAUGGAGUAUAGUUCAAAUGUAACCACAUAUACAUUAAGUACAAUAAUCAGCUUUUAAAAUCGUUAAAAGGUAUGAGCCAAUAGAGUUUACAGGUGGUAUAGUACAUUGCCAUUUAUAGUACAAUACCUUAAAAGCAGUCAAAUAAAAUGUAUCUUUUGCAUCCAUAUUUUAUUAUGUGUUUUAAGACAGUGUCAAAGUUUUAGUUUCUCAACAAAGUACACAAAAAUUGAAAAAAGUCAUUCUUUUAAAAAUAUGAGGUUAUGAAAAUUAAGUUUUUGCUAUGUGAUGAUUCUAUCAGGCCUUGUCUAAUGCUGGAGAAUAUCCUCAAAGCUUCUGGGUGCAGAGAGCUCUUGCUGAUCAGACAAAGCAAACUUUGGGUACAAAACCUGUGAAAAAGUAUGAAACCAUGAAAGGAUAUUAAGCAAAAGACCGUGCAUGCUGAUGUUAUGUGCAUAAUUAGAUCUUUUUAUUUCUAAACCAUGAAUUAUGGAUAAAUCUUUGACCACAGUGAAUAAGUAAUAAGUCUGUUUUUCUCUGAAAAUGAGAUAAGAAUUUUGCUGGAUUCCUCAAAUUUGUUCUCAACAUUUUUCAUUAAUCAGAUAAGUUAAAUUCCUUUUGGCUGCUGAGUAAUGGAUUCAUGUGUAGGUUAUUUAUGAACGUAAUGUACAUUUCAUAAAGCCAGAAACACUAACAUGCUAAUUUGAGUUGUAUAUAUUCAAACUAUAAGAAUGUUUUGAGAUUAUUGAUGAUCAUCAAAUAAGUUCAUUUAUCAAUUGUUCACACUAGACGAUUGGUUCAUAUGAUCAUAAUAAGACAAGAUAUGUUGCUUUCCAUUAAAAUUGAGUUUUCACAAGUUAUCUGCUUAUUCAUAUGAGGUCAAAGAAACUGUGUUCAAUGAAAGUGUUCAUGAAAAUGUGCAUGAUAUUUGAAUGAAAGGCGGCAUGAAUAAUGCAAGAAAGAGCAAUUGAAUAAUGAAAAAUUGCUUAUUAAUAUCAUGCAUUUAAAAAAUCAGUACAAUAUAGUUUCUUUUCGGGUGACUUUCACAAAACAUUUGAUAAACACUUGAAUUACCUUUGAUGUAUGUUUAGAUAUAUUUGGUCUGAUUUUGAGAUAUGUCUGGUACAUGCCAAUUCUAAUACAUUGUGUGAUAAUCAACUGCAAUAUAAAAUAUUUGCAUGGAACAUUGUACCAAAAUGAGUAUGACUAAUCCGCAUUUUUUUGCUUGUUUGCUCUCUUCCUAUGGUACACUGUACCCUGCUCUGCACUUCUCUGCUGUGUGCUGUACCAUGCUGCGUCCUUCUGCACUGGUUGUACAGCCGGUGUAAACGCGAUCAUAUUGCCUGCCAUGAAGGAGAUCUGAAUUGCCUUCGAAGGCCCUCAAGUUACUCUUACAAUUUUAUAUCUUUUGUGUCAAAUAUUCUUAUCCCCCCAACUGGCCAUCUGGACUUAUUUACAAUGAGAGGCCUAGUGUCUGCAGCAACAGUUUCUUUUAAUAUGGACUUAACUGAAGUACGAGCACCACCAGGAAUAAUUCCAGC
This is a messenger RNA of Gryllus bimaculatus (two-spotted cricket), 6858 nucleotides long. Lineage: Eukaryota; Metazoa; Arthropoda; Insecta; Orthoptera; Gryllidae. The record is from the annotation of a GenBank genome assembly.